Brassicogethes aeneus is the source of this 2370-nucleotide messenger RNA. The record is from the annotation of a GenBank genome assembly. Lineage: Eukaryota; Metazoa; Arthropoda; Insecta; Coleoptera; Nitidulidae.
AUGCUUCUCGACUUGACUAUACACCUGUUGGCCGUCGCGUUGGUCUACGGCAAAAUCUACGAACGAUGCGAACUGGCACGCGACCUCCGUUUACGACACGGCAUCCCAGAGCAUCAAGUGGCCACGUGGGUGUGCAUUGCACAGCACGAGUCGCUGUUUAACACGUCCGCACACAAUCCGGGAAGCGGCGAUCACGGUCUCUUCCAGAUCUCGGAAUUGUUUUGGUGUUCGCCUCCAGGAAACGGUCGCGGGUGCAACAAACCGUGCAGUGCUUUCGCCAAUGACGACAUCGCCGAUGAUGUGCAGUGCAUCAAGAUAAUCCAUGAGGAACACACUAAAUUGUCCGGGGACGGAUUUAACGCCUGGGUUGUUUACCCGUUAUAUUGUAAAGGAAAUGUUCAUUCAUACAUACAAGGGUGUGAUAGUGUGUACGAGCUACCCCCUAUACCCUCAGUAAACCCUGAAAUUGAUGAUUACGAUGAUGGUUACGACUUCCCGCCUUUGCCAAAAUACCAAAAUAAAAACUUGAAUGAUGAAUACCAAUUUCCAGCGUUGCCAAAAUUUCAAAAAGAGCAAACUUUACCAGCAUUUAGUAACAAAUACCGAGAAGAAUCGUUCUACACCAAAAAACCUACAACUACUACCUUAAGAACAACAAUUCGUUACGAUAACGUCAAUAGCUACUUUAAGGAUGAUUACGAUUAUCCAGCUUUACCACCAUUCCCUAAACAUGCCUCUGAAUUGAAUAAUGGGGAAGAUAGUAGUGAAUACGAAUUUCAUCCUUUACUUUUGACGACCUUAAAACCUAAAACUACAACGUCGACAACAUUUAAGCCAAUAAUAAUUAGGAAAUUCCAGAAACCUGAAUAUGAAAACACUAGACACAUUUAUACUACAACUAUUUUACCAACAAAAACAACUAUAAAAUCAACGUCAAGAUACAAUCCUAACGAAUUAGAAUAUACAACAAAAAGACCAUAUAUUUUUCAAUCCAAGUUUCAAAAAUUCGAUGAAAAUAAUACCGAAAAACCUUUUUAUCCAACAAAUUCUAUAAGAACUACUGAAAACCCCACAAGAAUAUCGACUAAAAAAUUAAUAUCAAACAUGUUGGACUUAACCACUAAAAGAUCAUUUGAUAUUCCAUCAACCAAGUUAUAUCAAAAUAUUGUAUUUAAAUCCUCAACGCAAAAUUCCAUUAAUUUAGAAUAUACAACAAAAAGACCAUUUGUCAUACAUUCACGAUUUCAAGAAUUUUAUAAACAAAAUACAGACAAAUCUUUUUAUUCAACAAGUACUGUAAAAAUAACCGAAGCACCAACCAAAAUAACCACAAAAAAAUAUUUAGCCCUCACCACCAAAAGACCAUUUAAUAUUCUGACAACAAAUAGUGUAUUUGAAUCAAAAAUUCAAAAUAUUGCUACUACUAGAAGGCCAACAAUAAAUCCAAAAAAUCCAUACAAUUUUUCAUCGUUAUUUACAAAUUUUGAAAAAACCACACAAAAAAAUAAUAUACUACAAAUAAAUAAUGAUAAUAUUUUUGGAACAAAAUCACCUGUGACAACAAAUAAUAAAUUCUACACACAUGUAAAUGUAUUAAAAAAGAACCCAUACGAUUUUUCUUCCUUGGAUAACAUUCUUACUUCGUCAAAAACAACUGAAAGACCAUUUAAAAUUACCCGAAAUAAUCCAUUUUCCUUUUCAAACAAAAGAUAUUUCACAACUUCAAGAAACCCUUUGCAAUAUAAAACCACAAAAAGCCCUUACAAUUUUGAUACAUUAUUUUCUAAAAAGUCGUCAAAAAUUCUUCCUACACAGAAUAUUGUACCGUCGAGUUCCCUACUUACCUCAGUGGUUACAAAUUCACAACCAAGAAUUUCCAAAAAGUUACCCUCCGGGUCUAUAGUUUUUAACACCGAAAGUAAACACUAUUCAUUUGAAAGAAUGGGCAAUGGAUUUAGACUUAUAAGGAAAACUAGAGGACCUGUUCUGCUUUCAUUUCCACAUUUUCUUCAUGCAGACAAAAAAUACCUUGAUACCGUUCACGGACUUAAUCCGGAUGAAAAUAAGCACGAAACCUUCGUAAUUUUGGAACCUAACAGUGGAACCCCUAUUAAAACAGCAAAACGUGUACAAUUCAACAUGUUUUUAAGGCCCAUUGAAGGAAUAACAUCAAUAGAUAAUGUUACUCAUUCCAUCAUACCAAUUAUAUGGCUGGAAGAGAGUAUGACGCUUGGUGACAAAUAUACCAACCAAAUAAAGGAUUCGUUAUUAAAAGUUUUACAUUAUCUCGGUAUAAUGAAAUGGGUUGUAUUAAUAAUAGGAGCCAUAAGUAUUAUAGUGCCAUUUUUCUUCUUAAUUUAUACAAAGUAA